Molecule: messenger RNA, 1069 nt
Organism: Bemisia tabaci
Lineage: Eukaryota; Metazoa; Arthropoda; Insecta; Hemiptera; Aleyrodidae
Source: RefSeq, a predicted model, not a curated record
UCUUGCAGAUACUGCUAUGCAGUGGCCACCACUUCUUUUGAGCUGCGUGGUCAUAGUGACCACAUCCAUGAUUGAGGCGUACAGCUUGCAGAGAAAAAAUGUCUGGUCACCGAGCAGAGCGGCCGUUUGGCUUUCGCCCCUUCUUCAGUCGGAACCAGAAUUAGCACACCAAUACACCAAUAACGAAAUCGAAAGUGAUACAGGUUCUGAUCCAGAGUCCGUGGUGAUGGAGCAGAUAGCCAAAAGGGCGUUCACCACGAUUAGUAGGUGGCAACCGAGCCAGAAAGAAGAGCAACGAAUGAGGACCAGGUCACUGGUUUCCCUGAUCCCGAGCUUCAACAUUUUAGCUUCCAUCCAGAGGAAAACGCGGCAAGGGGCUCAAGAAAAGUACCGAAGACCCAUAGGACUGCCCCUCAGAUGGGGCUGACCCCGGAAUAAAAGAGCCCUCCAGAAUCGAAAACUCCGCUGAAUUACACUUUUCUUAUUAGUUUUAGCAUCUAGUUUUAUCUUCGUAAGAAACUCUGUUUAACUGGAUUUGGUACCUCAAUUGUUAAACGAAUUAUUGUGCAAUAUUACUAGCUACAACGCAGACAUCUGGAAGCUACCUGACAUCUCCAAAGUCAAUAAAUCUAGUCCUUAAACAUAAUAUCAUCACUCCGACUGAUAUGAUACAUUAUUACACCUAAUUUUCAAUUAAAGAAGAAAACAUUUAUUGUUGACUGUACCAUGUAUACUUAUUAACAGAUCAUAGGUAGUAAUUGAACCUUAUUGAUUUAUCAGCAAUGCAGGCUGAAUUUCCCCAAAAAAAUCGUAGCAUGCAUUUUACAAAUAUAGUUCCGUAUCAUCUAACCAUGUUCGUAAAAAUUUCAACCAUUAAUUUUUUUCUUUGCGUCCAAUUCCAAACUUUUUCAUAUUCGGCAAUAUGCUUACGUUGACUGCUCACAGUCUAUUUGUCUAAGUUUACACCAUCAAGCAGUAUGACCAUGUGUACCUUGUCCUUCGUUGUUUCUGAGGAGCAGGUUUUGUCCGAACACUUUUUUUUUUAGAAGAAAUAGCAAAUUUUAGCCAA